Oreochromis aureus is the source of this 7319-nucleotide messenger RNA. RefSeq names its product membrane-associated guanylate kinase, WW and PDZ domain-containing protein 1-like. The coding region runs from base 496 to 5277 and encodes 1593 amino acids. Gene Ontology annotation, cellular component: cytoplasm. Gene Ontology annotation, biological process: signal transduction. The record is from RefSeq and is a predicted model, not a curated record. The transcript has 23 exons. Lineage: Eukaryota; Metazoa; Chordata; Actinopteri; Cichliformes; Cichlidae. Gene Ontology annotation, molecular function: protein binding.
AUCCCCAGCCCCAGGAGCAAAUGAGAUGAAUUGUCGUGUUAUACCUGCUUAAAGGCGCCGCUGGUUUGUGUGAAAAGCUCAGCCUGCUCACGGGAUAGGUGAAAAUAAAUAUUUUUAUCCUUAGUAGAAAGUUUAAAAAGUGCCAAAUAGUUAAAGGAAGGGGGCAGAACUAAACGAUGAAUGAGGAGAAGAGUCUUUGAAUGUAAAGCUGACAAUCUGAGAGCGGAUUAGAUCCCACUGCGAGGAAUCAGAGCGUGUGCUGUUGUGAAAGAUGCGGAAACAACAUCAGAAGCAACAACAAUCUGGAUUUUGAAACACUGUGAUAUUUACAUGCACUGGCAGGAGGAUGUCUUGGCUCAGGAGAAGAGUGAAAAUUCUCCAGAUUGGACGCAAACACACUAAAGUUUUCUUUCUGGGACAGUUUCAGGGCUGUAAAUCGGAUGAUUUUUGCACCGUUCCUCGGAUCUAACGGGUUUGGUUUGGACCUGAAUCACCAUGUCAAAAGUCAUUCAGAGGAAGAACCACUGGAUCACCAAAGUAAACGAGUGCGCGGUCAUCCGGGACGCGUACGGAGAGCUGAAUGUAGAGCUGCGCGGCGGAGCUGAGAAUGGAGAGUUUCCAUACAUCGGGCAAGUUAAAGAGGAUGCUGUGCUUUAUCAGGACGGCAAACUUAGCGAAGGAGAACUGCUCUUGGAAGUCGAGAGGGUGUCUGUGUCUGGAUUACCACUGUAUGACAUUUUUACUGUGAUCAGUUGCUGCAAAGGUCCCGUAAGAUUGAAAACUGUGCGCCAAGGUCACAAGCUCAACAAGGAUCUGAAGCACUACCUGAGCUUGAGGUUUCAGAAGUCUUCCCCUGACCACGAACUGCAGAAAACAAUCCGAGCCAACUUGUAUCGUCAUGCUGUGCCUUGUACAACCCGCCCCCCUAGAGACGGAGAGGUCCCAGGGGUGGAUUACAAUUUCCUGUCUGUGGAGGAGUUCCUAGAACUUGAGGAGAGUGGCACGCUACUGGAAAUAGGAACAUAUGAAGGUAACUAUUAUGGGACCCCCAAGCCGCCAAGGCAGCCCAUCAUUGGGACAGUGAUUCUCAGUGAUGCAGGCUCCCAUCAGUCCACCCCAACACGCACCAAGUCCUACAAUGACAUGCAAAACGCCCGCGUAGUGCCUGCUGACGACGACGAUGACGACCAGGCCACGGAAAUGAACAACAGUUUUACAGGUAACCCUAACGACCAGGAUGAGAGCCGCAGCGGCAUUCUCCGGCCGUACCCUGCACGUGACAGUGCUCUAUCCUGUGGUCUGAACAAUGCGGCCACCUCUACCGCAGAAAGCGGGCAGCAAACCCUUGCAGAACCGCAGGUCUCUCCAGAAGACCCGCUGGGACCACUGCCUGAAAACUGGGAGAUGGCCUAUACUGAGAAUGGGGAACUUUACUUCAUAGACCACAAUACAAAGACCACAUCAUGGCUGGAUCCUCGGUGUAGAGACAGAACCUCCAGACCGCUGGAAGAGUGUGACGAUGAUGAAGAAGGGAUACAUACAGAAGACCUGGAGAGUGAUCUAGAGCUGCCUCCAGGAUGGGAGAGGAUAGAUGACCCAGUGUAUGGGGUGUACUAUGUAGAUCAUAUAAACAGGAAGACUCAAUAUGAGAACCCGGUGGUGGAGGCGCGGCGUCGAAAAAUCCUUGAGCAGCAGCAACAGCCGCAGCCUCCAGAAGGUGAGCGGUAUAUUCGAGAGUGGAUAGAGGAGCACUCCUCUGCAGCAGCUCCACUGGCAAACUACGCACCAAACCAUCUGGAGACCUACAGGGAACCACAGGUCCCACCAACUCUACCUCCUGGCCCUACAGGAGUCAAACGGGGGAAACCUUUCUUUACAAGAAACCCAGCAGAGCUGAAAGGAACCUUUAUCAACACGAAGCUGAAGAAAAGCUGCCGCGGCUUCGGUUUUACUGUGGUUGGAGGAGACGAGCCAGAUGAGUUUCUACAGAUCAAAAGUCUAGUGCUGGAUGGGCCUGCAGCUUUGGAUGGCAAGAUGGAGACAGGUGAUGUCAUAGUCAGUGUGAAUGACACCAUUGUGCUGGGCUACACCCAUGCUCAGGUUGUGAAGAUCUUCCAAUCCAUCCCAAUCGGCUCCAUGGUCGAUCUGUCUUUAUGUCGUGGCUACCCGCUGCCCUUUGACCCUGAUGACCCCAACACUAGCCUGGUGACCUCGGUCGCAAUAUUGGACAAAGAGCCUAUCAUCGUCAAUGGACAGGAAACGUUUGACCCGCCUUCCAACCAGGCCGGACCCAUUAACGGCUUGCGUGAGCCACGGCCGCACAGCCCGUCAGCCGAGGUGGCGUCUAACGGCUCACACGGCUACACCAGCGAUGUGGUCACCUUGGCCUCGUCCAUAGCCACCCAGCCCGAGCUCAUCACUAUCCACAUGGAGAAGGGAGACAAAGGUUUUGGCUUCACCAUUGCUGACAGCCUGACCGGGGGAGGUCAGCGGGUCAAACAAAUAGUGGACUAUCCGCGGUGCCGUGGCCUAAAGGAGGGAGAUAUUCUGAUGGAGGUCAACAAAAGAAAUGUCCAAAAUAUGAGUCACAACCAGGUGGUGGACCUGCUGAGCAAAUGUCCCAGAGGCAGCGAGGUCACUAUGCUGGUGCAAAGAGGAGUGGUGCCAGCCAAAAGGAGUCCAAAGCUGGUGCACCAGCUAGAAAGAAAAGACAGCCAGAGCAGCUCCCAGCACAGUGUGUGCAGUCAUCGCAGCACCCACACUGAUUCUCCCAGCCACCCACCCUCUGUCAUGCCCAGUGAGGCAGUGGUUCCCACUCCUGCUGCCCCCACCCAGCCCCUGCCAGGUCUGCCCCCUCAGGAUCCCGCAGAUGGCACCCUCACCCUCCAGAAGAAGCCAGACCCCUUUAAGAUCUGGGCACAGUCCAGGAGCAUGUACGAGAGUCGACUGCCAGAUUGCCAGGAGCAGGACAUUUUCCUUUGGCGGAAGGAUACAGGCUUUGGCUUUCGCAUAUUGGGAGGAAAUGAGCCUGGGGAGCCUAUCUACAUAGGGCACAUAGUAAAGUACGGGGCAGCAGAUGAGGAUGGUCGCCUGCGGUCGGGCGAUGAGCUCAUCUGUGUGGACGGCACAGCAGUAGUGGGCAAGUCUCACCAGCUGGUGGUGCAGCUGAUGCAGCAGGCCGCCAAACAGGGUCAUGUCAACCUCACUGUCAGACGCAAGAGCCCUGGAUAUGGAGUUUCAAAAGGAGAAGGUGAUGUCCCUCCAUCACCGGCUUCCUCCCACCACAGCAGCACCCAGGCACCGAGUCUAACAGAGGGCAAGCGGACCCCGCAGGGGAGCCAGAACUCACUCAACACAGUCAGUUCUGGAAGUGGAUCUACCAGCGGCAUCGGCAGUGGUGGCGGAGGAGGCAGCGGUAGCGCAGUAGUGCCGGCCUCCCUGCAACCGUACGAUGUGGAGAUCCAACGAGGAGAGAACGAGGGAUUCGGUUUUGUCAUCGUGUCAUCAGUUUCCAGGCCCGAUGCUGGAACCACCUUUGCUGGAAAUGCUUGUGUGGCCAUGCCCCACAAAAUAGGACGCAUCAUUGAGGGCAGCCCGGCGGACCGCUGCGGGAAGCUGAAAGUCGGGGACCGAAUACUGGCCGUUAACGGCUGCUCCAUCACCAACAAGUCGCACUCUGACAUCGUCAACCUGAUCAAGGAAGCCGGGAACACAGUCUCGCUCAGGAUCAUCCCCGGUGAUGAAUCUUCCAAUGCUUCUCUGCUGACAAACGCUGAGAAGAUCGCCACUAUCACCACCACACACACACCUCAGUCUGCAGAGUCCCGGAAUAACCCAAAGUCAAAAGGAGCUCCACCUCCUCCUCCCACACAAUCUCUGACCACACAGGAUGCAGAGUUCUACUCUGUGGACCUCGAGCGAGACAGUAAAGGUUUUGGCUUCAGCUUGAGAGGCGGCCGGGAGUACAACAUGGACCUAUAUGUGUUAAGACUGGCAGAGGACGGGGCUGCUGUAAGAAAUGGCAAGAUGAGGGUGGGAGAUGAGAUUUUGGAGAUUAAUGGUGAGAGCACAAAGAACAUGAAGCACUCACGUGCCAUCGAACUGAUCAAGAAUGGUGGUCGGAGGGCACGGCUCGUCCUCAAACGGGGAGAUGGAUCUGUACCUGAAUAUGACGGCAGCAAUGACGGGCACCCUUCCGCACCCGGGGCACAAAACACUCCGGAAGUGAGAACGCUGCCACCCAAAAGCCGAUAUCACACCUCAUUGGAGUCCAGUUAUCCACCAGAACUUCACAAACCAUCACGCCAGGAGGAGGCUGUGCGUGGCCGAGACAUGGACAGGAACAGGGACAGGGCUGGGUCAAAUCAGAUGGACUACCAAGGCUGGCAAUUUAAACCCCAUCAUCAUCACACCUGGAAUAACAAUCACAGUCAAAGUUCCCCCAGACAGCAGUCUCCUGACAACAGCAACAGCAGUAGCAAUGGCAACAAGAAGAGCCGGGGCCGCAAAGUCAAGAAGUCUGAGUCGGAGAGCGGCAUCUCUAAACUCCUAAAGACUCUGAGGAAGGACAACUCGGGGAAAAAAGCUGCAGCUGCCGAGAAACUGAGGGAGCGAGAGCUCUCAAAUAGCAGUUCUACUCUGGACGGGAGAUUUCGUCCGCAGCGCCGCGGCUCCCUCGACCGCUCACCGACCCGAAAGCGUGCCUCGUCCCCUGAUCACCGGCGGGCCAAAUCGAUGGACCGCAGGGCAGAGCGAGCACAUCGAGACCGUACACCUGAGAGGGAUUACGAUGAUGGAGGGUUCCUCGCAGUCACCCCCGAUCGGAAGUACAAUGAGCGGAGGCUUCUCAAGGACUCACAGAUGACUGGGCAAGUCAGGGAGUUUACCACCCCCGAGCGCACCAACAACAAAGGGGAUUCCUUUUCUCAAGCCAGGGGCCGCACAUACGACAGAGCCACAAAGAACGGCAACCUUCUGCGAGACUCUUCCUCGGAGAGGAGAGAGGAGAGACAUCGGACAAACGGGAAAAUGGAGAGACUAUACAGAGUUGAGCGAGACUCUUCCCCUGACAGCACCUACAGCCGGGAUGAGCUGAACUAUGCAGCCGCACCAAGACUAAAAGACUACUACAGCAUGAUGAAGAACAACGCUGCACACAAUAACGCUGCCUUCAACAACACCGGCCACAACAAUAACGCAGUAGGCCGCAGCCCGAACCAGCUCCCUGAGCCCAAAAGAAGGCUGUACAAAGAAAGCCCGAAAGACCUCAGCAUCUAGAGCAGAGCAGAGAUCCCCCUCACCACUCUCUCUAUCUGUGCAAACUAUGUACCAUACACUGGAAUUGGACUUCUAAGGAUACUAACUCUCGUGCUUUAUUUGGUCGAAUGGUUUGAUUUGAUUGACUUUACUACUUGUGAUCCCAUCCAGAGAUUCAUAAAACAGCAGGAGUACAAUCCUAUCAGUUCACACUGUUUUUGUCAUUGUUUUGGUUAUUUUGAGCAUAACAAAGGUUGUUGUACUAUAGUAAAGGUAUUGUAUGUGCCUGCAUAUGAAAUCAGUGAUAUUGCUUUUUUGUAGGCAUUGCUGACUCUAAAUAUUUGUUCCCUCAGAGGUAUGAAACAUGCUUCCAAUUGUGGUAACUACUAAGCUUGUUUUCAACUUGUUUUUAGAUGUCUUUAUCCAUUCCUGAAUUGCUUAAAAAAAAAAAAAAACUAUAGCACAAGACACUGAUGGUUCACGAGAACUGUGAAAAUGGACUUUGCAAAAAUCUAAAUGUUAAGAUUUGAUGGUGAAACUAGAAUGAUAAUUAGAUAAUUAAUAUAUGACAUUUUUGCAUUUGCUCACUAUUUAUUUUUGAUUCGGCACAUAUCUCCAGUAAGAGUCAUUCGGUCUUUUAUUAAGGACCAAGGUAAAAGUAUACAAUGUACUUGGAAAUGCAUGCAGAGGCAGCGUAACCUCUUUUGCCUAAAUACACGCUUCCAAAACUAACGAAUUAUGUGAAAAUUGGCAAUGCUAUUAUUAGAUUCCCCCUGGAGAAGGAUUAAGGAGGAAAAAAACUGUGUGUACUGAUGCGAUGGGAAGGAGCUCGACUCGCUUUCAGCUACAGGCAACAAUGUUCUCUGUUGUGGAAAAAUGUAAUUUCACCUUACACGAGUCUGCAUUAUGCCAUAAUACCAGCCGAAGCUGCCAUGAAAUAUGAUUUUUGAGAUAUGCCAAAAAAAAGUAAAUAAAUAUGUAAAUUAUCCCUGUGCAAGAUGCAUGUGUAAAUUAAAAUGUAGUGUGAUCACUUUAUUUGAUGGGUCUGAGUGAGAAUAAUUGAUAAAGGAACAUGCACUGUAAUCCCACAGUAACUUUAAGCCCUGUCCUCAUGUUUAUUACAAGCACGUUUGUGCACCGACCACCUCCUGGGUACAGAGGCACAGAGCCGAUGUGGUUACGUGUGUCGGUAACAUGGAGAUUCCCGGUACAGGGGACAACUGAUCUGCCAUGCUGAGCCAUGCUGUCAUGCCACUGGAAUCUGACUGCUGCUUUUUACUGUUGUUUUGUGUGUAUUCUCUGUUUUAUGUUUCAAUUACAAACUAAAACUAUAUUGGGAGGAGGGGGGAGAACCACAACAAAUGCAUUGUUUAAUCACCAUUGUCACCAUGGUACUGUAUUUAACAAAAAAGGAGAAAAAAAAGAAGCGCAUCUGAGAAGUUAACCUGUUGGCCAUCACCUGUAAAGAUUUUUUUUCUCCAGUGUAACUACAAGGAACCUGUGGAGGAAUAAAAUGUUGCCUUUUUCUUGUACAAAAGAGAAAUUUAUGAAAACCCUCAGCAGUGAGGAAUGUGACAUUGUGUUUAUAUCUCUUAAGUGGACCUGAUGAUUUGUGGGGAAAUAUGUUGAUUUACUCUGGAUCAGGUAUGUAAAGACAUUUUAAAAUGAAAGACUGUAUGUGGUCAAUCAGAAACUGUUUAAUGGUUUGAAUCUCUCUCAAUGGUUAGCCUGCCUUUGUAUUAUAAAGCACUUGUAUGCAGUCUGUGUUCUUCAAGCAUUAUUUCUUGCAACGUGCUCCAGACAUAAUGCUGUCUCUGUGUUGAUAAAAGCAGUACAUGUAUAUGGGCCAAUCUUUUUUAUAUAACUAUGCAUAUAUAAAUACUACAUUGUUCAUAGCUUUAUUUGACCCAUGAAGCUAUACAUAACAUUAGUCAAAGUACAAGUAGAUGUGGACUUAUCCAGCUUCUUUCCUUGAGAUGGAUUACAAUGUAUAUGUAGCUAUCAAAAGAAGUCUGUGAAUGCUAUUUUUAUUAUCAAAUAAAGUUUUCCAUACAAAUUCAAAA